Messenger RNA from Diospyros lotus (date-plum), 1033 nucleotides. RefSeq lists its product as uncharacterized. Gene Ontology annotation, cellular component: plasma membrane. The record is from RefSeq and is a predicted model, not a curated record. The transcript has a single exon. Lineage: Eukaryota; Viridiplantae; Streptophyta; Magnoliopsida; Ericales; Ebenaceae. Bases 152 to 745 code for a protein of 197 amino acids.
UGCUUGAAGGAUAUGACAACGGUAUAUAGCUUCCUUCUCAAAUUAAGCAAACGCCCUUCUUCACCUUUAUCCUUUAUAAAACUAACUGCCAUUUCCAUCCCAACUCUCGAACAUCAACUAGCUAGCUAGUGGUUAAUCUCCAGCCACAGUAAUGGCAAGGGACGAGGCUGCAGCUCGAGCACCCAGGCAAUCCAGCCCCGCCAGAACCCUAGCCAUCUUCUUCCUCGCCCUAAUCGUCAUUGUGGGUCUCGCCGUGCUCAUCAUCUGGCUCGCCAUCAAGCCCAAGAAACUCGUGUACACCGUCGAGAAAGGCACCAUCCAUGGCUUCAACCUGACCCACGCCCAGCUCAACGCCACCUUCGACUUCGCCAUCCGAGCGCACAACCCCAACACCAAGGUCGCCGUCUACUACGACAAGGUGGAAGCGUUCGUCUCUUACGACGACGAGAAAGUGGGGUUCGGCUCGCUCAGCCCCUUCUUCCAGCCUCGCAGGAACGUCACCCACUUGGAGCUCCGGCUGGCGGCCCAGAACGUGACGCUGUACGAGAACGCGGAGAGGGAUUUGAGGCUGGAGAAGUCGGCCGGAGAGAUGGAACUGGAUCUUCAUCUGAAGGCGAGGAUAAGGUUCAAGGUGGGGAAGUGGAAGUCGAGGCAUUAUCAUAUGAAGAUCUUGUGCUCGCCGGCCAUGGCUCGCUUCUCGUCGUCGAAGCCCUUCCAGGCGACGCGAUGCGACGUCGAUGUAUGAGCUGGACUUUGUUUAAUUUAAUUUAGUGGCUAUUUAUUCAUUGAAUGAUGGUUGUGUUGGUAGUAUUAUUAAACUAUUGGUCUCUGUUUUAAUUAAUUUCUUUCUAUUUUUGACUGUUGUUAUGGGGAGAAAUUAAGAAAUGAUAUUGUGGUGUUUGUUUGAUGCUGGGAUUGUAAAAGUUGUAUCUGUAUAUGUCGUCUGAGACUUUCUUGCUGCAAUAUUGCAUGUAUACCAUUUACUCUGCAAUCUGCAAGCAAGAGAAUCAGAGAUGAAUGCAAGUAUUUGUUU